Messenger RNA from Zea mays, 2861 nucleotides. Its product is annotated as pollen receptor-like kinase 5. Lineage: Eukaryota; Viridiplantae; Streptophyta; Magnoliopsida; Poales; Poaceae. The record is from RefSeq and is a predicted model, not a curated record. Bases 421 to 2397 code for a protein of 658 amino acids. Gene Ontology annotation, biological process: protein phosphorylation. The transcript has 3 exons. Gene Ontology annotation, molecular function: protein kinase activity; protein binding; ATP binding.
AGUGAAUCAUGAACCUACGCAAGGCUAAAACCUGCUCUCGCAUCCAACUCCAAUCAGGAACGGAAUGACACAGAAAACCGGCCGCAGCGCCAACAGACGCGGCUGCUGUGCUGUGUUUGCCUGCCGUCUCUUCUCUCGCCAAUUCUAUUCUUAGGCUAUCUACCUCCCUCCCCACCUGGCGUCGCGACCCAUCACCGCAUUUCCUUCCCGCCACCUCCUCUCUCCCCUCCAUUCCUUCACCCCAUGCACACGCGGGACGCGUAGCUUCGCCCUCGCCUCCUCCCACUACGACGCGCACGGGCGUGCGUGCAUGCGGCGAGCGGUCACGGCCCCUCCGGCAAGGCGACCACCGCCGUGCGCGUGAGAACACCGGCUCGGCUCGUCUCGUCGGACGACUCGCUCGGCGCCGCCCGCGUCCCCAUGGCGCGGCCGCGGCCGCACGGCUGCAUCGUCCACGUUGCCUUCGUAUUCGCGUUCGCGUCUGCCGUCCUCCUGCCGCCGGCCGCGGAGGGUGUCCAGGAAGGCGACGUGCUGGUCGCGUUCCGGGACACGCUGCGCGGUCUGGACGGCGCGCCGCCGGGCCCGCUGCGGAACUGGGGCACGCCGGGUCCGUGCCGGGGCAACUCCUCCUCCUGGUACGGCGUGUCGUGCCACGGCAACGGCUCCGUGCAGGGCCUGCAGCUGGAGCGGCUCGGCCUGUCGGGUGGCGCGCCCGACCUGUCCGUCCUCGCCGUGCUCCCGGGCCUGCGCGCGCUCAGCCUCUCCGACAACGCGCUCACCGGCGCCUUCCCCAACGUGUCCGCGCUCGCCGUGCUCAAGAUGCUCUACCUGUCGCGGAACCGCCUGUCCGGCGCCAUCCCCGAAGGCACGUUCAGGCCCAUGCGUGGCCUCCGCAAGCUGCACCUCUCCUCCAACGAGUUCUCCGGCCCCGUCCCGGAGUCCAUCACCUCGCCGCGCCUGCUGGAGCUGUCGCUCGCCAACAACCACUUCGAGGGCCCGCUGCCGGACUUCUCCCAGCCGGAGCUCAGGUUCGUCGACGUCUCCAACAACAACCUCUCCGGGCCCAUACCGGUAGGGCUCAGCCGCUUCAAUGCAAGCAUGUUCGCAGGCAACAAGCUCCUCUGCGGCAAACCACUAGAAGUGGAAUGCGACAGCUCGGGGUCGCCGCGCACCGGCAUGUCGACCAUGAUGAAGAUCGCCAUCGCGCUCAUCAUCCUUGGCGUGCUGCUCUGCGUCGCGGGCAUCACCACGGGCGCCCUCGGCAGCCGGAAAAGGAAGCCGAGGCGCGCGGCCGCCGAGAGGCUGGGAGGCGGCGACCAGACGCCCUCCAACCCGAAGCUCAACACCGCGCCGGCCGUCAACAUCGAGAACGCAGCCAGCACCAGCCAGCCGCGCACCGCCGCCGCGGCCGGGGGCGCCGCCUCCGCCGCCGCGGCCGCGGGGAAGCGCCCGCGCCGCGACGAGCACGGGCGGCUGGUGUUCAUCCAGGAGGGCCGCACCCGGUUCGAGAUCGAGGACCUGCUCCGGGCGUCGGCCGAGGUGCUGGGCAGCGGCAACUUCGGGUCGUCGUACAAGGCGACGCUCUGCGAGGGCCCCGCCGUGGUGGUGAAGCGGUUCAAGGACAUGAACGGCGUCGGGCGGGAGGAUUUCUCGGAGCACAUGCGUCGCCUCGGCCGCCUCGCCCAUCCCAACCUCCUCCCACUCGUCGCCUACCUGUACAAGAAGGAGGAGAAGCUCCUUGUCACCGAUUACAUCGUCAAUGGCAGCCUCGCGCAGCUCCUACAUGGUAACCGAGGGUCGCUCUUGGACUGGGGGAAGCGUUUGCGGAUCAUCAAGGGCGCGGCGCGGGGGCUGGCGCACCUGUACGACGAGCUGCCGAUGCUGACGGUGCCGCACGGGCACCUCAAGUCAUCGAACGUGCUGCUCGACGGCGCGUUCGAGGCGGUGCUGUCGGACUACGCGCUGGUGCCCGUCGUGACGCCGCAGAUCGCGGCGCAGGUGAUGGUGGCGUACAAGGCGCCCGAGUGCAUCGCGCCGCAAGGGAAGCCGUCCAAGAAGAGCGACGUGUGGAGCCUUGGGAUCCUCAUCCUGGAGAUACUCACCGGCAAGUUCCCGGCGAACUACCUCCGGCAGGGGCGGCAGGGCAACGCGGACCUGGCCGGGUGGGUGCAGUCGGUCGUCACGGAGGAGCGCACCGGCGAGGUGUUCGACAAGGACAUCACGGGGGCCAGGGGCUGCGAGUCCGACAUGGUGAAGCUGCUCCAGGUCGGCCUGGCCUGCUGCGACGCCGACGUCGACCGGAGGUGGGACCUCAAGACGGUCAUCGCGCGCAUCGACGAGAUCCGGGAGCCCGAGCCCGCCGCCGCCGCCGCCGCCUCCGAGUCGUCAUCGUCCUAGGCGAGCACCCGCGCAUGUACUAGACCAAGCAAAUCCCACUGAUCGAUCAGCAAGUCGUCGUGCGUGCAUGCCUGAGGUACCUCCUCCGAGACGAGGAUUUACAUACGCGGCGGCCAUGCGCAUGAAUGAAUCGUCGGUUGCUUAUAUGGUUCAAUCAAUCAAUCAACUAAAGUUGGAUGCGUUGGUGGUCGACUGAUCGGUUUGAUGAACAAAUUAAAGCGUUUGAGACGGGAUGGAUCUUGGUAAUACGGUUUCUGAUAUGCUCAUGGGGAAUUUUUCAAUCGUGUAAAUUGGUUUAGCUUAAUUAAUCUGUCAAAGGAAAAGAGGUCUAGUGACAGUGUUAGUAGUGUGUGAGAGGAUUUAAAUUCGUGUCUUGUAAUUGCGAUUAAUUCGUACAAAUCCAUACUAUUCAUACUCAAAUUAAAAUCAUGUUAGAAUAUAUACAUACUAGUGUUUAGAUGUUU